GGAAGAAGAAGUCUGAUCAUGCGACAACAUUCAGGAUGGGUACCCAAGUGAAAGAUGUCAUCCUGAAGCCUGAUGCUCCCAACUCUCUGUUCCUGGACAAACAUGCAGACUACAUCGCUGCCUACGGCUCCAAAAAGGAUGACUAUGAGUAUACGCUCUCAGAGUACCUGCGGAUGAGCGGCAUCUACUGGGGCCUGACGGUCAUGGACCUGAUGGAUCAGCUGCCCAGAAUGAACCGGCAGGAGAUCAUUGACUUCAUCAAAGCCUGUCAGCAUGAGUGCGGAGGCAUUAGCGCCAGCAUUGGACACGACCCCCACCUGCUCUACACACUCAGCGCUGUGCAGAUCCUGUCCUUGUAUGACAACGUGGAUGCGAUCGACAUUGAUAAAGUGGUAGAAUACGUCAAGGGCCUGCAGCAGGAAGACGGCUCAUUUGCAGGAGACAAAUGGGGAGAAAUAGACACACGGUUUUCAUUCUGUGCCGUUGCUACACUUGCAUUACUGGGCAAGAUGGACUCAAUAAAUGUCGACAAAGCUGUAGAGUUUGUCUUGUCCUGUAUGAACUUUGACGGAGGUUUCGGCUGCAGACCUGGUUCAGAGUCUCAUGCUGGACAGAUUUACUGCUGCACUGGCUUCCUAUCUCUCACCGGUCAGCUGCACCAGGUGAAUGCUGACCUGCUGGGCUGGUGGCUUUGUGAGAGACAGUUGCCAUCUGGAGGUCUCAAUGGACGACCAGAGAAGCUUCCAGAUGUGUGCUACUCAUGGUGGGUUUUGGCCUCACUGAAAAUCAUCGGCAGGAUCCACUGGAUCGACAAAUCCAAGCUGCGACUGUUCAUUCUGGCCUGUCAGGACGAGGAGACGGGAGGUUUCGCUGAUAGACCAGGAGACAUGGUUGAUCCUUUUCACACACUGUUCGGAAUUGCGGGUCUCUCCCUGCUCGGAGACGAAACGAUCAAGGCGGUGAAUCCUGUACUGUGCAUGCCAGACGACGUCCUGCAGAGGAUCAGCCUGCAGCCGGAGCUCCUGAGCUAGCCCCCCUGACACGUUAUGCACUCAUCACCACACACUCAUACACACAUCCCCUCAGCAACACCCCCGACCACCACGGCAGGAUGUCUGGAGCAGAGAGAGGACCACAACACAUCUUAGUGUUAGCUGAAGUCUACAGACACAUUUUAAGAGUCAGUGUUUGAUCACCGCUCAGUGACGAUUUUCGAGGACAGAUGGAGCCCCGCAGCUCUGGCAGGAUUCCUCUGAGCCGUUCAGUUUUAUUCCCUCAGCCACUCAUUUUACUAUCAAGUCUGUUUUGUUGGUUGGGCUGCAGCAUGAGUAAGUUUGAGUAGUGAAAUCAUCGUUGCUCAAGGCCAGAAACCAUUAAGUAACAUUCCUCAACUUUUCAACUUUUCAAUGUCAGUUUGAGGACAAACAUCUAAACGCAUAGGGAACUGUUGUUUUCAACACUUCCUCAGCUCCUCCUCUUGCCAAGAAAGUCAUUAUCUUAAUUAGUUUCUUUUGCCAGGAACAGAAACUUGUUUUGCUCUGCUUUCUAAUCCUGUUUGUUACACCGAUGGCUGAGGGAUAUUCAGAUUUAGUUGACAGAUUGGUGCAUUUGACCGUGAGUAGACGGAUUAUGUGAGGAAGAGAUGAGCGGAGGUAAAGGAAACAUAAUGAAGUUAGGUUUGCCCCUUUCAUUAUGUUUAAACACUUGACUUUCUUUUUCUUGUUUCACGGUUCUGCCCUGUUAAUGCAUCCACGGUUUCAGAUCAAAUAACUUCUGUAUUUAAAAAGUUAGACUAUCCUGUUAACACUAGAGCAAUCGUAUGGACACUGUGAUAAUAGGCCUCAUAACUGGAAAUGCAACCUGACAACAGGGCAAAGAUAGUUUUGAUCGUGUUGUUGCAUUAAAGAUAGAGUCGGCAAUUCUGGAGGAAGAUCGUACAAUACGCUUUUUUGUCAAAUUCAGCAAAUAUCUCCACGUAGUCUGACAUAUAACACUAGUCCAGCCAAUCAGCAGUCUCCUGUCUCUAGCACCCAUUGAACGUAUGAGAGGAACUUUACAUUAAUUUGUAGGAGCCUCUGAAGGAGCAGUGUAAUUGGGCGUUAGUUCAAAUAUCAUCAAUCUUUCUCCAGAAUGACCGACUCUACCUUUAAACAAAACCUUAGUUUACAGUUUUCAGUACAGGCAGGCAGACAAUAAUUUUUUGGCAGGAUUUGGGAGAUGCGGCAAGGUUUGGUGACUGGAGACACCCAGAGGUAGAACACAUGGCUGGUGUCGUCGCCAAGUGUAUUUAACGUCUUAUCUGCAGUCUCAGCUACACUAGUUGUUUAAAUCUUGUUACUCAGUCCAGUGUUUGUAACACAGCUGUCGGCAGAUGGGUUAGAUUUGCCCCCCCCCCUCCUCCCCACAAUGUGUAUCAUGACACAUUUCCAGUCUUAAGAUUAAAU
Messenger RNA from Scomber japonicus (chub mackerel), 2444 nucleotides. It is a transcript of the gene rabggtb, whose product is annotated as Rab geranylgeranyltransferase subunit beta. Gene Ontology annotation, cellular component: Rab-protein geranylgeranyltransferase complex. Gene Ontology annotation, biological process: protein geranylgeranylation. The transcript has 9 exons. Gene Ontology annotation, molecular function: Rab geranylgeranyltransferase activity. Lineage: Eukaryota; Metazoa; Chordata; Actinopteri; Scombriformes; Scombridae. The coding region runs from base 36 to 1031 and encodes 331 amino acids. The record is from RefSeq and is a predicted model, not a curated record.